CAACAGAUCAUCAACGUUUCAAAUUCUCAUUUCGUUUCGAUUUCGAUUUUAGUUUUUCAACUUUCUUGUAGGAGUUUGUGUUAAGGUGAUCGAUCAGUGUUUUGGUAAUGGCGGAUGAACACCAGAAAAGCCAUGAGUGCGAGAUCAACCCUACCACUACCGAUGUGGAAACUACUGAACGAGGGAUGUUUGAUUUCCUGGGGAAGAAAGAGGAAGCGAAGCCACAAGAGGAGGUGAUCGUCGCCGAAUUUGAUGAGAAGGUCAAAAUCUCCGAACAACCCGAGGAAAAUAAGGAAGAAGAGAAGCCCAGUCUCCUUGAGAAACUCCACCGAUCUCACAGCAGCUCCAGUAGCUCGUCCAGUGACGAGGAAGAAGCAGAGGAGGGAGGAGAGGAAAAGAAGAAGAAGAAGGGACUGAAGGAGAAGCUGAAGGAGAAGAUAGAGGGUGACAAGAAAGAGCAGAAGAAAGAGGAACACGAGGACACCUAUGUCCCCAUAGAGAAGUGUGACGACGUCACCCAAGUCCCUACGCAGCCAGAGGAGAAGAAGGGAUUCAUGGAGAAGAUCAAAGAGAAAUUUCCAGGUCAGAACAAGAAGACUGAAGAGGUCACUACCCCUUCCCCGGUUGUUCAUGCUCCGGUGGAGUGUGCCGGAGAAGGGCAUGUUCAGGAAGGUGAGGCCAAAGAGAAAAAGGGAAUUUUUGAGAAGCUCAAGGAAAAAUUUCAUAAGAAUGGAGAAGAGAAGAAAGAGGAAUCUCCAGCCAACUAAGAAGCUACCCAAAUCACAAUAGAGAUAUAUCGGCGAUUGUGUUUCUU
Messenger RNA from Telopea speciosissima, 814 nucleotides. RefSeq names its product phosphoprotein ECPP44-like. Gene Ontology annotation, biological process: response to water. Gene Ontology annotation, cellular component: membrane. NCBI's taxonomy places the organism in Eukaryota, Viridiplantae, Streptophyta, Magnoliopsida, Proteales, Proteaceae. Bases 108 to 767 code for a protein of 219 amino acids. The record is from RefSeq and is a predicted model, not a curated record. The transcript is spliced from 2 exons.